Molecule: messenger RNA, 954 nt
Organism: Ustilago hordei
Lineage: Eukaryota; Fungi; Basidiomycota; Ustilaginomycetes; Ustilaginales; Ustilaginaceae
Exons: 3
Coding region: 1-954 (317 amino acids)
Source: RefSeq, a predicted model, not a curated record
AUGUCCAAAGGUCGCUCACUUCCACCAGCACUCAAGCAGCUGCUUCAGCAGCCGACAUUCCCGGCUCGAGCAUCUCGGGCCUCGGCUUCAGAGCAACUCCCACCCGGUCGAUCCGCCAACCCUUCUCCUACACCCAAACUCACGAGUGUUGGCCAACACUUCCAAAGUCUACAAGUUGAGGCAAAGCAGAAGGGAAUCAGCUGGUGCGAGUGGAUCUCGAUUGCAACUGCGACGCUCUUCACGCUAAACAAUCCAGGAAGUUUGCAAGCCCUGCACCGGUUCGCGGCAGGCGACAAGUCUACUGACCUUGAGCACAGGCAGAAUGUGGCUCUGCUGAUGCGUGAGACAGGUCUCAAGUGUAUCGGCUUCAUUGGUAUUCCCAAAGUGAUCAAUAACCUUGCUGCUCUUCGAAAGGCAGUUGAGGAAGAUUCAGAGCUCGUCGGUUCUUUGUCGACACAGCCAAGAAGACAAAUCAAGUCUGACCGUCUCGAUGCAGUCCACAAAGCAGCCUACAGCCUGUGGGAUGACAUUUACACGCCUCACUCUGACAAGCUUCUCAAGAUCUUGGGCACUUCUCACCCUGACUUGCCGGUCUUCAUCGUCGAAUCCGAGUACGGACCUCUGUUCUCCUCUCCAGCUUCCUUCGCUCUACCUUCUGACCCUGAUUCAGCCAAAAAGGAGCCCGUGUGGGACGUGAACCGACUUCGCACUUCGCUAGUUGCUAUCUCGGCGCUCAGAGCUCAGGGUGGUGUAGGUCCUCAGGUGACGAGCCACGUCUGGGGUCUGCUCAAGGCCAAGGACUCGAUCAAGCCUGACGAUGCUAGCAAGCAGGGUCUCGAGUGGCUCACCACGGAAGAAGGCGCUCUAUGGGUAGUCCGCACUGUCGAUGGCAUCUGCGAGGCAAUCGAAGGGGCCGAAGAGUUCGAAGGGCAGGGCAAGGAGAGCAAGCUUUGA